AUGUUCAAAUCCUCCCCAUUUUGGUUCUUUUCAAAAAGUUCAACUCGGCAAAAACAACUGGCUAAUGAUGCAACUCCUUCGCAUCUUCAAAACCCAUCGAGAAUGACUUUUACGUAUCAAAAAGAUACUCAAAUAGUCAAUGUUGUUAUGAAAGAAACACAACCAGAUGCCAGAGAAGAUACUAAUACUACUAAUACUACUACUACUAGUAGUACAACAACAAAUGAACAGGAUGAUGGUUUUAUUGAAGUUUCUUCAGUACCUUUAUCAUACGCUGAAGUUGCUUCAAUAGGUGCAAACAAAAACAAUUUACAAUCAUUGCUGACUACUCCAACGGCGUCUGCAUCGUCUUCGACACCAACCAUAAGUUUGAAACCUCCGACAACUGCUAGACCUGCAAAGGAAACAUUGCAAAUAAACCAGUACAAUGUUUUAGCAAAGGAUGAUAACAUGCCAGAUGACUCAAAUUUGGAUUCAUCAGUUAUAGAGGAGAAUUUGAAAUCUGAGGAUGACUACAAUCGGUCACAACAUUACAAAAAGCAACAGUUUCAAUUUAACAUGAACAAGAAGAAAAAAGCGAGAGAAAUGAAGAAUAAGCAGAAAUGCUAA
Molecule: messenger RNA, 609 nt
Organism: Lodderomyces elongisporus
Lineage: Eukaryota; Fungi; Ascomycota; Pichiomycetes; Serinales; Debaryomycetaceae
Exons: 1
Coding region: 1-609 (202 amino acids)
Source: RefSeq, a predicted model, not a curated record